AUGAAGACAGCUUCAAAGAAACCUGUAAACCAAAGUGAACUGUUGCAGACUCGACAAUCCUUACCUGUAUGGAAACAUAAAGAUGUAUUGAUCGAUACUAUUAUGAAAAGUGAACAUUGUGUUAUUGUUGGAUCAACAGGGUCUGGUAAAACUACCCAGAUUCCUCAGUUUUUAUAUGAAAAGAAUUUAACUAACGGGGGGAUUAUUGCAAUAACUCAACCUAGGCGUGUCGCUGCUAUAAGUGUCGCACUACGUGUUGCAGAUGAAAUGGACCGUGGUCCUGUUGGCAUCGGACCGGUUGGUUAUAGUGUAAGAUUUGAAGAUAUGUCAAAUGAAAAGUCCACACAUUUAAAAUAUAUGACUGAUGGUAUGCUAUUACGUGAAGCUAUCCUAGAUCCUAAUCUCUCACGUUAUCGUUUUAUUAUUUUGGAUGAAGCUCAUGAACGCAGUUUGAAUACUGAUAUAUUAUUCGGAGAAAGACAUUCAAAUAACAAAAAGUUCCUUCCUUUGUUAAAGAUCAUUGUUAUGUCAGCUACAAUCGAUCCAACGCCUUUUUUAAAUUUCCUUGGCCCAGAUCAUACUCAAGUUGUGUACAUAGAAGGUCGACGGCAUCCUAUAAAGAUCUUAAAUGUUUCUCAGUCUUUAACAGAUUAUGUGGCGGAUGCAGCUUCUGUUUGUAUUCGGAUUCACAAUUCAAAGAAUUCUCCUUUAGACCGUGGUAUUUUAAUUUUUCUAACUGGUGAAGAAGAGAUUAUGCGAUGUUGUUCCUUAAUCAAACAAUUAUCUCAUUCAACAAAUAUUGAUCAAAUAGAUUCAACUAAAAAUAGACUUGUAGUAUUUCCACUUUUCUCAUCAUUACCUCAGAUCCAACAGUUGAAAGCAUUAAAUUUUUGUGAUAAUAAUGCGCGUAAAGUGAUUGUCAGUACAAAUUUAGCAGAAACAUCCAUCACCAUCCCAGGUGUACGUUAUGUGAUAGAUUGUGGGCGCGCAAAAAUAAAAGACUGGGAUCCUAAAACCGGAUUUGAAUGUCUUCGUGUUCAAUGGAUUUCCAAAGGACAAGCAUGGCAGCGUUCAGGACGUGCUGGACGUGAAGCAGCAGGUGUUUGUCUUCGAUUAUAUACUGAUUCAGAAUAUAAAAAUAUGCCACUUCAACCUAGACCGCAGAUGUUACAAGCUCCACUUAGUGGAGUUUUACUGAAUCUUGUAUCUAUGAAUAUAAAGAAUCCUACCCAAUUUCCAUGGCUAUCUUCGCCUAAACCGUCCUCUAUUGAAGCUGGGAUCAAACUACUUCUUCAGUUAGGUGCUGUUGUAGUGGAUGAUGAUGAAGUAGAACCGUUAUCUUCCAAAUGCGUUCAAGAGGCAAUAACUAGCACGGAUUCAAAUAAAUUAAAUGAUUCUGUAAAAAUUCCCUACCCACUCUCUCUAACAGUUCUUGGACGACUUAUGUCAGCUUUCCCAUUGGAGCCAAGAUUUUCCAGAACGUUGAUUUCUGCCGCUUAUUUGGGUUGUCUAAUCGAAAUACUAAGUAUUAUAAGUAUGCUUUAUGUUUGUCCUGUGUUUUAUGUGCCAGUUGAGAAACGCAAUGAAUUUUCAGAUGUUCAGUCUCGGUUUCGUCAUCCAUCUGGUGACCUCGUCAGCCUUCUUUUAGUUUAUCGUGGAUUUAUUAAAGCUACUAAAGAUGCUCGUUCAGAGAAAUCAGUCAAUUCGAAAAAUUCUCAAUCAAAUAUAGAUUCUUCUACACAGUCUCCGUCAAAAUGUAAAUUGUCCAAGCGUAAUUCAAAGCUUCAAUGGUGUCGUGCUAAUUUUAUAAACAGAUCUCGUCUAGAAACAGCUGUACGUGUACGUGGUCAACUAAAACAGAUUAGUCAAAGUAUAGGAUUGACUAAUUAUAUGCAUUCAUGUGGAACAAAUGUAGAAAAAAUUGUGCAAGCCUUUCUUUUAUCAGGUUUUCAAGACCAGGUUGUAAUUCUUUCUGAAUUGUCAAAAAUAUACAAAGGUGAUACUCAACGAUUGAUUAAAAACUCUCGUCAUCCCGUAUAUGUACAAAGUAAAACCAUCAAUUUGUCAACAAAUUCACCUCAGGAAUUGUUGAUUCAUCCAGAAUCGCAAUUAUACACAUCUUCAUUAAAUAAUCCACCUCCAUGUUUACUCUUCAUUGAAGCUGUGACAAGUAGUGAAUACAAAUUUCAAUGUAACAAUACAAUUGAACAAAAUGAUCGUGUAUUUAUGCGACAUGUCUCAAUAAUUGAUCAGUCAUGGUUAUCACUUACAGAAAAUAUACCGAAAUCAAUAUUGAUCAAUUGUCCGUCAAAUCAAACAAAUAGAAAUUUACCAUUAAAAAUGAAAAGAACUUCAUCUGAUUUUGAACAGUCGCCUUUUAACAAAAAGCGUCGAACUAUUCAUAAUAAUAAUAAUAAUGUUAAUGACAAUAAUACUAAUAAUGAAUUAACACCAUUACAACCGACUUUAAAGUAUAUAGCUCCUAAUAAUAGUAACGAUAACAGUAGUAGUACAAAUAUUCAUAUGAACAAUAAUUCAUUAAUAAAUUGUAAUGGAUUAAUAAGAUCUGAGCAUAUCCCCGCACAAUUAAGUCGUAGUCAAAACGGCGCCUUGCCAAACGUCGUAAACGAUGUUUAA
Schistosoma mattheei is the source of this 2637-nucleotide messenger RNA. The record is from the annotation of a GenBank genome assembly. Lineage: Eukaryota; Metazoa; Platyhelminthes; Trematoda; Strigeidida; Schistosomatidae.